This is a messenger RNA of Ricinus communis (castor bean), 1673 nucleotides long. RefSeq names its product GDSL esterase/lipase At5g03610. Gene Ontology annotation, molecular function: hydrolase activity, acting on ester bonds. The record is from RefSeq and is a predicted model, not a curated record. The coding region runs from base 140 to 1198 and encodes 352 amino acids. The transcript has 5 exons. Lineage: Eukaryota; Viridiplantae; Streptophyta; Magnoliopsida; Malpighiales; Euphorbiaceae.
UGAUUAUUUGAUAGGUUGAUAAAGGAACUAAUAGAAACUCUCCACAUGUGACAUUUGUCAUGCAGUAUGAAGUAUCCCACCUUUCUAUAUAUAUGUACAGACAUCACCUCUAGGGCUAUAACCUUCAAUCCCUUCCUCAAUGAAUAAACAAAUUAACUUCGUUCUCUUUUAUGCCCUAUUCUGCUUCAUUUAUAUAUUUCCAGAAGGUAGUGCAGUGAAAGCAUCACACAGACAGCAGCACAACAACUCAGUGAAGCUUUUUGCUUUUGGAGACUCAUAUGCUGAUACUGGAAACUGGGAAAAGCCUGCAAUUUCAUGGAAAGAGCCUUAUGGAAUUACAUUUCCUGGUAAACCGGCCGGUCGAUUUUCCGAUGGUCGCAUCUUAACAGAUUAUUUAGCAUCAAAUCUUGGGAUAAAAUCUCCAGAACCAUACCAACGGUGGAAAAGUAGAAAAGGAUCUCGUCUACAAUUUGGAAUGAAUUUUGCAUAUGGAGGAACUGGUGUGUUUGACACUUUAAACAACGCACCAAAAAUGGCCACCCAAAUCAACUUUUUUCAACAGCUACUAGAAGAAAAAGUGUACACCAAACAAGACCUUAAAUUUUCCGUUGCCUUUGUAUCAGUAGCAGGAAAUGACUACAAUACUUAUCUUUAUAAAAAUGGAGCCCUUGAGGAUAUGUCAAAUUUCACUGCAUCGCUUAUCAAACAACUUUCCACUAAUCUAAAACGAAUCCAUGGUCUUGGAGUGCAAAAGGUAGCAGUCACAUCAUUGCAGCCGAUAGGGUGCUUGCCUGAAUUGGCUGCUUCAUCUUCAUAUCAAAAUUGCAGUGAAAGCUUGAAUGCUGCCUCAGAGUUCCACAACCUGAUAUUGCAACAGGCAGUGCAAAAGCUGAACAAUGAGAGUCAGAAACAUGUUGUAUACGAAAUUUUGGAUCUUUAUAGCGCAUUCAUGUCUGCAUUCAGCGAAGCCCGCCGGACAGCUGCAGGAAGCUUGAACUAUGGAAGUCCACUGAAGCCAUGUUGUAGGGGAGUCUCAAGAGAUUACUCAUGCGGGGACGUAGACAAAAAUGGGGCAAAGAAGUAUGAGGUAUGCGAUAACCCAGAGUUGUCAGUGUUCUGGGAUAUGGUACACCCUUCCCAAAAUGGCUGGCAUCUAGUUUAUUUGGCUCUGCAGCCUUCUCUUCACCGCCUCUCUUGAAUAUUUGGAUUACAUACUUUUAUUUAGUUUUGGAAAAUGAAUGAGAUGAUCUCUUUUAGAUACUUUUCAAAAUACUAUUAUUAUUAUUUAUGUAUUUAUUUAGCAACUUUUGGAUGUUGUAUUUCUUUUUUUCUUUUUUAAAUAUCUAUUUAUUAUGUUCAAGCAUUAUGCAUAUUGAUAUUGUUAAGGAAUCUGUUACAACUGAUUCCUUUCGAGAUAAUAUUGCUUAGCUGUUUCAUAUAUUCUUAUAGAUAUUUAUCUGUUAUGAAUCUUUUUAUAUAUUUUCUGUUUAUAAUUUGAAAUUUAAAGUAGAUCAAAUACUGUAUCAAAUACUGUAUAAAUAUCAUUAAGAAUAUUAAUGAAAAAUCAUUGAUUAGAGUUAUUAUCAAACACCUCUUCUUCUUCUUUUUGUAUUUUUCUUCAUGGUAUCAGAGCUCAAACUCUGAUCGAUAUUCUACAUUUCUUUUAAAUUGCU